ACUAGCUAUUAAGACCGUAAAUCUUUUAUUUCUUGUCUUAUUAAACUUGUCAUUUAGAGCGUUCUUGUUUAGAAACAGUUUGUGCUUACUUCAAUUCACUCAAAGGCUAUCCCAAAAGUUGCAAAAAGUUUGCAUUUAAAUGUAAACAGGAUGCAGUGUUGUAAAGGGCGAAAACCUCUAGUUUGAAUGUGUAAAGAAAUGUUGAAAAAAAUGCAUCAUAAACAAGUGAGUAAAGUGAAUGUUCUACUACCGUAGAUAAAUUUCAUUCACUGUAAGUUCUCCACCUAAAACAGUAUCGCUUACUGAAGCACGUUCAGAAAAGCUAAGGUUAGCGAGGACACGCAUCACCGUGUGACGUACUCAGUUUAACAUAUGCAACGUCAGGACGUUAAUUACAAUUAGCAUGAAGGGAUUUAACUUGAUCGAGGCGUCUGAGGAUGGAAGUAAGCGCUUUGUUGAAACUUUGAACUUCUCAACUACCUCAACAGAUACGCUCUUUUCAGAUUCGACGCCUCGUAAAAAGCCUCGGACACGCCUUAUAUUAAUUUCUGUAGUAGCAAUCAUUGGAUUGGCGGCUAUCAUCACGUUGGCAGUUGUGUUCGGGAUCCGUAACAAUAAGGGCAAUGAGGGAAACGAACAAGGAUCACAGGAGUUCCAGCAAGGUAAUUCUUCCUCUUCAAGUACGACAAGCAAAACAACCCAGAGUUCUUCAACUUCAAGUACGACACGCACAACAACUGGAAGUUAUCCACAAGUUGACUGGAUGGGUCAACCCUGUCACUCAUCAGAAACGCACCCGCAGUGUCCAUGGAAAGAGACGCCAUUGAUUCUGGUUUCGCUUGACGGGUUCAAGGCCGAAUAUUUGCUACGCAACAUCACUCCCACAAUUCAGAGGCUCCGAAACUGCGGCGUCCACACGCAAUACAUGCGCGCCGUCUACCCCACUCUGACUUUCCCUAACCACUACACCAUUGUCACAGGUCUGUAUCCAGAGUCACAUGGGAUUGUUGGCAACAGUAUGUAUGACCCGACCCAUAACGGUACGUUCUCAAUAGGCGGCGCUGGAAAGUUCAACUCUUACUGGUGGCAAGGUGAACCCCUCUGGACGACGGCUAUAAAACAUGGCAAGAAGGCGGCCUCUUUCUUCUGGGUAGGAAGUGAAGUGAACAUAUCAGGUUGCCGACCGACAUACUGGGAGCCUUAUAACGGGUCAAUAACGUGGGAGGCUCGGAUCGACCGAGCAAUGAAAUGGCUGGAACUCCCCGCAGAAGACCGACCACAGUUUAUCACACUGUAUUUCGAUGAGCCCGACCAUCAAGGUCAUGGGUCUGGGCCCGAUAGUACAGAGAUCGACGCAAUGCUAAAACAAGUUGACAGAAUCAUUGGAUAUCUGAUGAACUCUUUGUUGCAAAGAAGACUCGAUCAUUGUGUGAAUUUGAUUGUCCUCGCAGAUCACGGUAUGUCAAGCACAUCAUGCGGCCGAAAAGUUACGCUAGAAAACUGGCUCCCGGAAGUAAAAAACAUGCUUGUAUACUCGGGAACCACUGGAUUUUUGCACACGAAAUACCAUCAGGCUCAGCAGGGCUCGGGAAUACUGGACAACUCACACAUCAUGGAAACAGAGAAAGUUCUUCAGUCUUUACGAUGCAUUGAUGAGAAUGUUGGCGUCUACUCGCGUGCGGAUAUGCCAGUGCGUCAUCACUAUGCCAGCAACGAGCGAAUAGGAGAGGUGGUGGUGGACGUGGAGGAUUCAUGGUUGUUUACUGGGAAAAAAGACAAUUUUUGCCUAGCCGGGAAUCAUGGUUAUGACAAUAUCUACAAAAGCAUGCACGCUUUGUUUCUGGCACACGGACCGGGAUUUAAGCAAGAAUUUACGGCGGAACCUUUUGAGAACAUCGAGCUUUAUAACAUGAUGUCAGUGUUGCUGAACAUUACGCCUUCUCCAAACAACGGCACCUUUGGCGCCUUACACCACAUGUUGAAGGACCCUCCAACACUGCUAACAGGACAAGGAAGUUUGCCACAAACAUGCAAUAUUUCGUACAUAUGUUCAUCUCUUAACACGUUAAGUCAGCUAAAGCAGUCAAGUCAAAGCAUAUUUCCGUGGGGCCUUCCUUCCAAUGAUAACAGCAAGGCCAGCUGCAUACAUCAUGGUGCACAUGUGGCAUCAAUAUACAGUACCUUGCACAACUCUCCAACCAUGGCUGUCUUCCGCAUGAAAAGUGGACAGGUCGUUAACUCACACCAAACCGUCACAAAUUCGCAAUGCCCCAUCCUAGCUAACGGCCAGUUGGGCUUAGAGGCCAGUCCUCUCGUUGACCCAGAUUACAUGGACGUUGAUGCCCAACCAGAGCUACAAUCCGGCUGGAAUAUGAUCCCGAUGUUCAAGGGCUUCAAACAAGGUAUUUGGAAGUAUGCUUGGCGCUCCCUGGCAGAUUACAGGAAGACUUUCGGAGAUAUUCAUGUGACAGUAGGAACCAUAUUUGAUUACGACUCUGAUGGAAUUGCUGACAAAAGUCAUGUGGAUGGGACAAGAUAUGCGGACGAGUCUCGCACGAUUCCGGUAGCAAGUCACAUGUUUGUUAGUGUGGUGAAGUGCUCGACAAAAGUGGCGAAACUCGAAGAUUGUCUCCCCGUAAACCUAGAUAUAUUCUCCUUCGUCUUACCCCAUAGAAACGACACUUACAAUUGUCUGCCAGAUAGAGAAUACCUUACCAACAACGUUGUUCGUUUACGGGACAUAGAGCACCUUACUGGCCUCAGGCUCCUGGAGACGAUCAAUGGGGAACUGAACGCGAGACUGCGCACGUAUCUGCCCUUAGAAAUGUGGACUUCACCCCUGACUGUACCUUGGGAUGACCUGUCAUGUGCAGAUACUGACAUGGGUUCCUGUCCAGCUGGACCACAUCCGGUCCUGCUGCUCUCCUUAGACGGAUUUCGUGCCGACUACAUGACCCGGGGUCUCAACCCGACCCUCGCUCGCCUCGGUCAGUGUGGCGUGAACACACCAUACAUGAGACCCGUCUACCCGACCUUGACCCUGCCCAAUCUUUACAGCAUCAUAACUGGCUUGUACCCGGAGAGCCACGGCAUGGUGAAUGAGGAGAUGUACGACCCCGAGAUUGGCCAGAGGUUCGAGCAGAAUAACAACUCAGCAGACCCGAGAUGGUGGAGAGCCGAACCGAUCUGGGUGACGGCAAAGAAGAAGGGUCUCCGUACCGCCGCGUUGUACUGGCCGGCGUCAGUUGUGAACUUUACAGGCGGUUUUCCCGAUUACAGAAGACCCUGGCAUCUGAGGAGCUAUUUCAGUAAAACUGGAGGUCCCGAGAGAAUUAAAGAAGUUCUUGACCUCCUCAUGUUGCCAACCGAUGUGCGGCCACACCUCCUGGCUUUGCGCCUAGAGCAACCUGAACUUGCUGGACUCGAGGCCGGGCCAAACAGUGACGAGGUCAAUGGACGACUGGCCAGCACAGACAAAUUGCUUGGCCAUUUAAUGUCUGCGUUGUACGAAAACAACCUUCACAACUGCAUCAACAUCGUCAUAGUGUCCGAUCAUGGACUUGGUCCCACCAGCUGCGAUCGGUCUGUACUUGUCCAGAACAUAUACCACAACAUCAGCAGUACGCUCAUGUUUGACGGACCCGUGGCUCAUAUAUUUCCACAGCUUUCCAAACCAGCUAUUCCAGUGUCAGAUCUGGUUAAUAACCUAUCGUGUCAAGUGGACUCAAUGCACGUGUUCACCAAGGAAAGCCUACCAGUCCGUUAUCAUUACACCGCUUCCCCGCGUAUCGGUGAUGUCAUCCUCGACAUGAAAGAAAGCUGGCUUGCUUUCCAAAAUAAAGCUUCAAAGUGUUCUGGGGGACGUCACGGUUGGGACAAUUUAUACAGCGACAUGCGCUCUGUAUUUGUUGCUCAUGGACCAGCGUUCAAGACGAAUUUUACCGCCGAACCUUUCGAAAGUAUUGAACUGUAUAACCUAUUGGCAGAGGUUAUUGGAAUCACUCUAAAUGCAAACAACGGUACAGACGGAGCUCUUCGGCAUAUUCUUAAAAACUCCACAGGCAUCAACAUCGGUCAUUCAGAAUCUAAACCCUACAACACAUGCGAAGUCCCAGCUGACCCCUUUGCUCACAUCAUGUGCACAUCAACAUGCCAGAUUGAACAAGCUGAUGCGAAAUAUUUACAUGUAACUUCACAUCCGUUCGAUAUUCCGGCUCUGGUACAAGAUGGCCAUAACGUGUGUGUAUUAAACCAGACGGGGUACGUCAUUGGCUACAGUGACACCUUCAAAGCACCCGUGUGGGUCCAAGCAACUGUCAAAAAUUUAACGGAGGUAAACAACGUCUCCGCCUCCGAGCCAAGCUGCUGGCUGAAUGACACCAGGAUCGACAGGGACAUGUGUAGCAUAAAGCUGAAGGAGGGGAUCAGCUUCUAUACGCUAUACCCGUUUGGGAAACAGAACAUGUUAUCAUCUACUGCAGUGCCGCUAUUCGAUGAAUUUUAUCACGGCCUUUGGACAUUUGUCGUGAAACUACUGGCGGACUAUUCCCACUUGUAUGGAGAUAUUAGCCUGACACUCGGGGCAAUAUUUGACCAUGACUACAACGGACUGUGGGAGAAUCUUAGUAACAAAACCAACUUUGCAGAUUACAAUAGAAGUCAGCCUCUGCCCUCCCAUAUCUACAUGUCACUAAUGAAGCCCGUGGGGCAGACAUCCGGCGAUGUGCCCGCGGUUAGAGACAUGGACAUCCUUUCUUUUAUUCUACCGCAUACGGCUAGAAUACCAAACUGUCUGAACUGGGAUGCCUAUCUUCAAAAGAAUGUUGCUCGCCUGCGCGAUAUUGAACUUGCUUCUGGUCUCCAGUUUCUAACAUCUUUAGACCGUGACGCGGCAGCGCGAUUAAGGACAUAUUUGCCAGAGGAGCUUUGGAAAACAAGUCUUGUACAGUCGUGGGAUGACGUCACGUCCUGUCCAAAUGAAGCCGGAUGCAUGUCAGAUUAUCGGCCCUUACUCCUCAUAUCCCUGGACGGAUUCCGGGCGGACUACCUGCUACGUAACGUUACACCAACUGUGUCCCGGCUUAGCCAGUGCGGGGUUCGAGCACCCUACAUGCGGUCCGUUUACCCAACAAAGACCUUCCCUAAUCAUUACUCAGUAGUAACAGGUUUGUACCCCGAGUCACACGGUAUCAUUGACAACAACAUGUACGAUGUGGACAUGAAGCUACGUUUCAGCCUGGGUAGCGCGGCCGCUAGCGAUCCCCGGUGGUGGGGCGGAGAACCGAUGUGGCUGACAGCUAAACGACACGGUCUUAAGACAGCCACGUACUUCUGGCCCGGAUCAGAUGUUGAAGUUCAUGGCAAUUACCCAGACAUUUGGAAGAAAUAUGAUGGGAAGGUUUCCUACACUGCUCGGACCCAGGAGGUGCUUCGCUGGCUCUCCCUUCCCCCGGGACAGCGGCCUAACUUCAUUACUCUGUACUUUGAUGAGCCUGACAUGGCCGGUCACAAGUAUGGACCAAAAAACGAGAUCCAGAUUGCGGCCGCACUCAAGCGCGUCGAUGACUCCCUGCGGAUGCUUAUGGAAGGGCUGGUGGCCCGUAAACUGCAUCACUGCGUUAACCUAGUCGUAAUUGCUGACCAUGGAAUGGCCGAUAUAUCGUGUAACAACAUCGUGAGAUUAAAGGACAUUGAAGGCAUUGAUAACGACUAUUUGUCGUCAAAGUUCUGGGUGUGGGAUGGCGCAUUCGGACGUAUUGCCGACACUUAUGCCAACAACAGCACCGCACGCGGACCAUAUCCUGUGGAAACACCAGCCCCCUCCGACGAGCUGGUUGUCAACCUGACUUGUGCCAGUCCUCACAUGCGGGUGUUCCGGAAGUCAAAUCUCCCCGUAAGACAUCACUACACUAACAACAGGCGCAUAGACAACAUCAUUCUUGACAUGGAGUCCGGCUGGCAAGUUACAAGGUCAUACAUCAAUACUUGUAAUGGUGGUAACCAUGGUUACGAUAACAUCUACAAAAGUAUGGAGGCGUUGUUUUUGGCCUAUGGACCUGCUUUUCGUUUUAACCAAACAGUAGAGCCAUUCGAAAAUAUUGAGCUUUACAAUUUGUUUGCAGAUGUUUUAAACAUAACUCCUGCGCCUAAUAACGGCACAAUGGGAUCGCUAGACCAUCUCCUCCGUAGCCCGCCUGAUAGGCACACGACGGCCAGUUUUGUUGAGUACCGUACCAUUAACAACAGUGCGUUAUCACAGGAACAGUACAUAGAGCAUGCGCAAAAUAUUUCUUGCAAGACAGCAUGCACCAUAACUAACGUAAAGCUGCAUGCAGUCUACAAUGCCUAUCGGAGCGUCUCGUCUCAAGACCCGCCAGGCGGAGCUCCUCGGCUUCUUAGCGAUUACUUCCGGUUUCGGAACAUCACUGUUUCCCGGUUGUCGACUUCCUCCGUAGCGUAUGACAUUGACCACAUGACCCCGAUAUGGGUUUUUCAACAAUUAGCAUCUGAAAGAAGGUUUUCCAACACUCCUGGAUGCAGAAUUCCAGACCCAAAUAUUCCUGCAGAAAACUCCCAACCUAUGCCAUGUGGAAGGCAAGCGAAUGUAACCGCUGUCAAUUUACUCCUCGGACACAACGAAUCUGACUCCUUAGUUAACUUUGUCUCAUCUGCAUUCGUGCGCGUACCGGCUUUAUUCGAACGCAAUGUUUGGACUCAAGUUUUGGAGUUUGUUCAGACAUCUAUUGCCGGUCAUGAGUUGAGUACCGAGCUGAUAACAGGCCCAGCGUUUGACCACAACUAUGAUGGUCUUCCAGACACAAACUUAUCCCAUAGUCCUUUCCCGAGUCAUGUUUACGUGGUGCUAAUUCGAUGUGGAACUGGCGGCCAUAGAUGUGGGGAUAUUCAACUUUCCUCGUACAUUUUACCAGUAGAGGAAAACACCACCAUGUGCAAGGAUUUCAAAAUAUACAUGGAGGAGAACGAGGCCCGACUGCGUGACGUUGAGUUGAUAACGGGUCUACAAUUCAUGUCGGAUGAUGGCUCAUCAGCGCAGAUAAGGACGCGACUACCAUGGUCAAGACUCAACGCUGGAGAGUUGAAGAAAUAGAAAAGCGAUAUGGAAAUAGAAAAAAACAAAUAUUAUCCGUGCAUUGGUUUCAGUGCUUUAAAGAGUGACUGUAUGGUGUUGUGAAUAUAGUUGUCCAGUUAUCAUGAAGAUCGUUAUCCGCCGUAUGCACUAUCACGACUUUACUUUAUAAUUCGAUAGUUAGAUAAUAUUUGAUAAUGAUUCUUCUGAUCACGUAAUUACAUUUUAUUAACACAAAUUUAUUACGUAAUGUGAAGAAAAGGAAGAGAGAUUUCAAAUAAUAUGUGUUUAAAUAGCGGGAUGAAACACCUUGUCACAAGUCAGUACCAUGGUUUUUUAUCUGUGGAUUAAACUCGUUAGCUUCGGCGCAAAUAUUUUUUUAACUGGGAUAAUCUAGUUUCUUUAUCUAGACGAUAAGAUUAUUCUUCGUAUCAUCGGUAACAAAAGAGACUCGAAUUAAAGGCAAUCACCCCAGAAAGUCACUCUGAAAUUGAUGGAAAUGGAUUGGAUCAUACAGAAACGAAAGUGUCUUUUUUUCUACCGUGUGGUUUAUCUAAACGUACUUUGCAGGAUGUAGUUAUGAAUGUUAUGUAGUAUUUGUAUUAGUUAAAAAUGUAAUCAGUAUUUGAAUUCAAACUGUAAGUUUCUUAUUAAUUCCAGAUUUAACAUGUAAAUAUUGCAACGUCAUUUCUUUUUCUAAAUUUUGAUCGCACAUGUUAAUUGCAAAUGAAAUUUAAAAAAAAGAACAUGUAAUGGUCCUUAUUUUAUUAAUAUGUGAAAAUGACUGCAGUUUUGUUGUCGCAGGAAAACAGGAUUUAGUAUGUUGAUUUAUUCAGUAAUCUGCUUUGAUGAAGAGUCAGUAAGUCGACGUAUUUAUGCGCUCAGGUCCUUGGAAAAUUAGGCUUUAUGUUUGAUUUCCUAUAAAGAAUGUAAAUAUGUGUCGAGUUCUUAGAAAACUGGGUUUAAUGCAUGUGCUUAAAGUGUCGUCUUAGAUUAACCUGUGCAGUCCGCACAGGCUAAUCAGGGACGACCCUUUCCGCCUUAACUGGAUUUUUGUGUAGAAGAGACUUCAUUGAAACGAAAAAUACCAUAAAAGCGGACUGCACAGGCUAAUCUGGGACGACACUUUACGCACAUGCAUUUAACCAAGUUUUCUCAGAACGGGACUCAUAUAAAGAAUACCAAUCCAAUACAUGUUCUUUAGAUAUACAAAUGCCCUUACUAGUCUUUUUUCUAUCAUUGCUUUUGUUUUGAAAACAGUCUCUGUACGUUGUAAGCGUUGUUGUGUGUGUGUUUUAGCUUUUUCAUUUUACUAAAAAUGCGUCAAAAGAUGUUAUGAUGAAAAACGAACAACACAUAACGCGGAUGACAUUUAAUUAUGAUUCCAAAUUUAAACAUGUAAUAAUACAAAACAAAAUGUAUUCAAACUAAGUAACGUAAGUAUAAAUCAAACUGUGUACAUGUAAAUAAAGUUGUAUAAUAUACGAUAAUUUUGUAAAAAUAAAAUAUACAUAUUUGA
Dreissena polymorpha is the source of this 8606-nucleotide messenger RNA. RefSeq lists its product as uncharacterized. NCBI's taxonomy places the organism in Eukaryota, Metazoa, Mollusca, Bivalvia, Myida, Dreissenidae. Gene Ontology annotation, molecular function: nucleic acid binding; hydrolase activity; metal ion binding. The record is from RefSeq and is a predicted model, not a curated record. The transcript is spliced from 56 exons. The coding region runs from base 404 to 7108 and encodes 2234 amino acids.